Messenger RNA from Eutrema salsugineum, 1543 nucleotides. RefSeq names its product aspartic proteinase PCS1. Gene Ontology annotation, biological process: proteolysis. The record is from RefSeq and is a predicted model, not a curated record. The transcript has a single exon. Gene Ontology annotation, molecular function: aspartic-type endopeptidase activity. Bases 19 to 1332 code for a protein of 437 amino acids. Lineage: Eukaryota; Viridiplantae; Streptophyta; Magnoliopsida; Brassicales; Brassicaceae.
CAAAGAGUCAAGACUUAUAUGAUGGCUUCAUCAUCUCUUUCAAAUUUGUUUCUUCAAAUUUCAAUUCUACUUCUCAUUAUCACUCUCAUGCCCUGCAAGACAUCUUCUUCAAAUCAAACACCACUCGUCUUCUCUCUCAAAACCCAACAUCUUCCUCAAUCUUCUUCAGACAAACUUUCUUUCAGACAUAAUGUCACUCUCACUGUCUCUCUCUCCGUCGGCUCUCCACCACAAAACAUCUCGAUGGUUCUUGACACCGGAAGCGAGCUCUCAUGGCUUCACUGCAAGAAAUCUCCCAACUUAGGAUCCGUUUUUAACCCGGUUUCGUCUUCUUCCUACUCCCCUUUACCUUGUUCCUCGCCAAUUUGCAGGACCCGGACCCGGGAUUUGCCAAUACCCGCCUCAUGCGAUCCGAAGACCCGUCUUUGCCACGUGGCAGUCUCCUACGCCGACGCUACCUCGAUCGAAGGCAACUUAGCUCACGAGACGUUCGUAAUCGGGUCGAAGACCCGACCCGGGACAAUAUUCGGUUGCAUGGACUCAGGUUUAAGCUCCGAUUCGGAGGAGGACGCUAAAUCGACCGGUUUAAUGGGCAUGAACCGAGGGUCUUUAUCGUUCGUUAACCAAUUGGGUUUCUCAAAAUUCUCUUAUUGCAUCUCCGGUUCAGAUUCCUCCGGUAUUUUGCUUCUCGGGAACGCGAGUUUCUCGUGGCUCGGUCCCAUCCAAUACACGCCUUUGGUACUCCAAACGACGCCGUUACCGUAUUUCGACAGAGUAGCUUACACGGUCCAAUUAGAAGGAAUACGGGUCGGGUCAAAGUUGCUUUCUUUACCCAAAUCAGUUUUCGUACCGGACCAUACCGGGGCAGGUCAGACGAUGGUGGAUUCAGGUACACAAUUUACGUUCCUGAUGGGGCCGGUUUACACCGCCUUGAAAACCGAGUUUAUUGCGCAAACCAAAUCGGUUCUCAAAGUUGUAGACGAUCCAAAUUUUGUGUUCCAAGGGACCAUGGACCUCUGUUACCGGAUUGGGUCGUUGACCCGGCCCAUUUUAUCGGGUUUGCCUGUUGUUAGCUUAAUGUUUCGUGGCGCGGAGAUGAGCGUGUCGGGUCAAAAGCUGCUGUAUCGGGUAAACGGAGCCGGGUCAGGAAAAGAUCAGGUGUACUGCUUCACAUUUGGGAACUCCGAUCUUCUGGGAAUUGAAGCAUUUGUGAUUGGUCAUCAUCAUCAGCAGAACGUGUGGAUGGAGUUUGAUUUGGCUAAAUCAAGGGUUGGAUUUGGUGCUGACGUCAGGUGUGAUCAAGCCAGUCAACGGCUCAGAUCACGAGAUUGAUAACCUGUGGUAAAACUGUAAAAGGGAAUAUCUUCUAGACCACAUACAUGCUCGUAGAGUUUUAUUUUUUAUUGUUGUUGGGGAAAUUAGUACGAACCUCUAAUAUAGGAAAUCUUAAUUUUCUUUUACUAGUUUUAAAGAAAAAUUUUUAUAGUAAUUCCACUUCAAAGAUGAAAACAUAUAUAUAAAUACCCAAAUAUUGUUUAGACGA